AUGCCCAGGGGUCGCAAAAAAGACCUUACGAAACCACCUGUUCGCUCUUUGAUCCAGCAACGCGACUAUCGCGACAGAAAAGCGCGGUACAUUGCCGAUCUCGAAGAACGGUGUCGAAAUGCAGAGGAAGAAAAUGUAACGCUCAAGGAAGAAAUCAGGAAGCUCAAAGCAACUCAAGGUUCAGUGGGUUUGAUGGACCAGCGCAACCCGGAGACGGCAGAAGCUGCGGCAGACCUCUUCGAGAAGCUCUCCCAAGCAUCGGGUUCAUUGGCGAGAUUUCAAGCCCUGGCAUCUGGUCGCUCCACGAAACCAUGCUAUGGCAAUAGUGACGAUACUUGCACCUGCGAUAACGCCGAAGUUAUAUCGGUGCCCCCUUCCGAACCUCUCCCAUCUGCGUUCCAUUCGCCAGACAUCAGCACUCCUCAUUUCGUGGCGGAACACGCAUCACACCCGGCUGACGAUAUUCUUGACACGGUACCGACACCAACCUCCGACAAAUGCUGCGCAGGUAUCUUUGAAUGUGAAGGAGAGCUUGAAUUUAGCGCAAUCUCCUCAAAUUCCUUGGAGAGAUGGUCUGGUGUACGUUCCACCUCCGGUCAACGCUUUUAUUCAUAA
Molecule: messenger RNA, 615 nt
Organism: Laccaria bicolor S238N-H82
Lineage: Eukaryota; Fungi; Basidiomycota; Agaricomycetes; Agaricales; Hydnangiaceae
Product: basic region leucin zipper protein
Exons: 2
Coding region: 1-615 (204 amino acids)
Biological process (GO): regulation of DNA-templated transcription
Molecular function (GO): DNA-binding transcription factor activity
Source: RefSeq, a predicted model, not a curated record